Molecule: messenger RNA, 975 nt
Organism: Paramecium sonneborni
Lineage: Eukaryota; Ciliophora; Oligohymenophorea; Peniculida; Parameciidae
Source: the annotation of a GenBank genome assembly
AUGGGAGUGUGUCAUUCUAAAAAAUCAGAACAAAACAAAAAUACUCCUAUUCUCAGUAAAACUCAACCCAAAGCUAAAAUCCCUUAAACCACUGAGAAAAUAUUAGAAAUUGCUAUCACAGAGCCUUUUGAAGAUAGCAAUCUACUAUAUAUGUCUCAAUAAUCUAAACCUAAAUGCUAAUUACCUAAACAUUCAAGUCCUACAUACUCAUUGAAUCUCUCCAAUUAUAAAUAUCGUUUUUCAUCUAAAUAUGUUCACUAAGAAUUCAAACUUAAUGAGAGUAUCAUACAUAUUUAUUACUUAGAAUAACUUAUAAUUCAUAGAUAGACUGGGUUACCCUAUGACCUUGAGAUUUUGGAGUCCACAUCUGAGAAUAGAGGGUUGAUUAGAAAAUUAUUUAACACCACUUUUCAUAUCAAUGAAUCAGAUUGUUCAAAUAUCUUUAACAUUAUUGAGAUAUGCUUAUAAAAUAGAUUUAUUUUGGUUGUUAGACAAUAUAUAGAGGCUAACAGUCUUGAAUCGCAAUUAUAAAUUCUCAGAUAGAAUGUUAAUACUUUAUCAAUUUCCGUCAAUAAGAUAAUUAAAAUCAUAAUGACGCUACAUUCAUUAGAUAUAAUUCAUUUUAAUUUGAGUAUUAAGUCUUUCUAGUAUUAAUAACUAUCAGGAUACAUAUAUCUUAAUAAUUUAUCGGAUUUAUAUAAUAGUGAUGAUAUCAAUUUUUAAUACAUCUCACCAGAAUAAUUAAAUUACAUUCCUUAUUUUACAAAGGAAUGUAAUCUAUGGUCUUUAGGAAUGAUUAUUUGUUUAAUGAUGGAUUGUCCAAAAAUACCAAUUUAUAAUGAUAAAUUGAAUAAAUUUAAAAAACAAAUAGAAAAGUGGCAACCCAAACAAUCAUUGAAAUAUAUUUAGAAUAGAGAACUUUAAGAAUUUAUUCUAAAAAUGCUAUAAAAAAACCCCAUUGAAAGAACUUUUUGA